CCUGUUAAUCUAUUAGAUUACCUGAAAAGAUAUAUACAUAAUUUAUAAAAUGCAAGAUUCUAUAGAUCAUACCUUGGAUAGCGAUGAUGAUUAUGUUCCAUAUGUACCAGUCAAACAAAGGCGAUUAGAAAAGAUCCAUAAAUAUGCUACACAACGUCGUUCGGCAGCACCAACACUAAUGGAUGAACAGGACGAUGAAGACGCGGCAGCACAAGCUCGAUCUAACAUGAGUUUGUUGGAUCAAAUUGUUGAACAAAAAAAGCAGAAUCUUAUACCGGAAAAAACUGAAGAAGAAAAACGUAUAGAAGAGGAAAGACAGAUUGAAGAGGCUCAAGCACGACACAAAGCAUUAGUAUCAGUUCAGGAAGCUGCUACAGGUGUACACUAUACAGAACCAAUGAAAACAAGUUGGUCUCCUCCUACUUAUAUUUUAGAAAAAGGUGAAGAACGUCAUGAAGCUAUUAGGAAGAAAUACCACAUAAUCACUGAAGGGGAUAAUCUUGUUCCUCCAUUGACCAAUUUUGCUGAUAUGCGCUUACCGAAUGCUAUACUGGAUUACUUGGAAGAAAAGAAUAUCAUGAAACCUACUCCUAUUCAAAUUCAAGGAUUACCUGUAGCAUUGGCCGGACGUGAUAUGAUUGGGAUUGCAUUUACUGGAUCUGGAAAAACUCUAACAUUCUCUUUACCUUUACUCAUGUUUGCAUUGGAGGCCGAAGUACGCUUACCUUUAGGGAAAGGAGAAGGUCCCAUUGGUAUGAUUCUCUGUCCAUCUCGCGAAUUGGCAAAACAAACACAUGAAAAUAUUUGCAAUAUGGCAGUAGCACUAUACAAAUAUGGUUAUCCAGAAUUACGUUCUUUACUCUGUAUGGGCGGUAUCGAUAUGAAGAAACAAGAAAAUGUAUUCCAAAGUGGGUUUCAUAUGGUUGUGGCAACUCCAGGGCGAUUGAUGGAUUUACUCACCAAGAAAAAAUUCAACCUUGAUAACUGCAAAUACUUGUGUAUGGAUGAAGCUGAUCGAAUGAUUGAUAUGGGUUUUGAAGAUGAUGUUCGUACCAUCAUGUCAUUUUUCAAGAGUCAACGACAAACUCUUUUAUUUUCUGCCACAAUGCCCAAAAAAAUUCAAGAUUUUGCUUUGUCUGCUUUGGUACAACCUGUAGUAGUCAAUGUAGGUCGUGCUGGUGCUGCUAGUUUGGAUGUCAUUCAAGAAGUAGAAUAUGUUAAACAAGAAGCUAAAAUGGUGUAUUUAUUGGAAUGUUUACAAAAAACACCACCACCAGUAUUGAUCUUUGCUGAAAAUAAGAAUGAUGUGGAUGAUAUUCAUGAAUAUCUCUUAUUGAAAGGUGUUGAAGGUGUUGCUAUUCAUGGUGGCAAAACUCAAGACGAACGUGAAUAUGCUAUCAAAUCUUUCAAGGAAUACAAAAAGGAUGUUUUGAUUGCUACUGAUGUUGCCUCGAAAGGUCUUGAUUUUGCAGCGAUUCAACAUGUGAUCAAUUACGAUAUGCCCAAAGAAAUCGAAGAUUAUGUUCAUCGUAUUGGUCGUACUGGUCGUAGUGGGAAAACAGGGGUAGCUACUACGUUUAUCAAUCAACAUUGUUCAGAACAAAUCCGAUUAGAUCUCAAGUUACUUUUACGUGAAGCAAAACAGCGUGUUCCACCAUUCUUGGCAGCUCUAGAAGAUCCUACGGAAAAGUAUGGUUUACUGGGUGGAUGUACUUUUUGUGGUGGUCUGGGUCAUCGUAUCAACAACUGUCCAAAAUUGGAACAACAACGUAGAUUACAAAUGAAUGCUAUCAUGGGUGGUCGUCAUGAAGGCGCUGGUGGUGGAGCAGACUUUUAGUUAGCUUUUUUUUUUUAUUUUUUUUUAUUUGUUUUGAAAUAAAAAUGAUUGUGUGAAAUAUAUAUUGUAUUUAUGGAAAGAAUGGAUUUGAUUUGUGGAUAGAUGAAAUCAAAGAUUUUUUGCAUUUAAAAUCACAUGUAUUUUUAUCUCGUUUUUGACAUGAUGUGAUGUAAGAAUAAGUGGAGAAAGGAAUUAUAAAGUCAGUCAAUGACAAAGCAUCAUAAUUUUGAUCAGGUACAGACAGAUGAAGCUUAAUCAUGGUUCGGCUUGUAUCACCUUGAGCAAAU
Molecule: messenger RNA, 2124 nt
Organism: Halteromyces radiatus
Lineage: Eukaryota; Fungi; Mucoromycota; Mucoromycetes; Mucorales; Cunninghamellaceae
Product: P-loop containing nucleoside triphosphate hydrolase protein
Exons: 12
Coding region: 50-1837 (595 amino acids)
Biological process (GO): mRNA splicing, via spliceosome
Cellular component (GO): spliceosomal complex
Molecular function (GO): RNA helicase activity; RNA binding; ATP binding
Source: RefSeq, a predicted model, not a curated record